GCUGUAAUGACGUCAGGCUCCAGCGGCUUGUUUCCUGAGCCGUGAGUGACAUGUGAGAGUCGCAGGUGAGCCGCUGGUAACGGGAGGGGAUGCGUUUUGUGCUUGCGGUACAGUGGAGGCUGAAUACAAGAUGACAAUGGCUGAGAUGGAUACACCGAGGAAUGAAUUCAAGGAAGAAGAAAGCACCGACACGAGGAAGGAUCGGGAGAAAAAGAAGCGUUCUCGGGUGAAACAGCUACUAGCUGACAUUGCCAAACAGGUGGACUUCUGGUUUGGUGAUGUCAGCCUUCACAAAGAUCGUUUUCUGAGGGAACAAAUUGAAAAAUCCAGAGAUGGCUAUAUCGACAUAUCCCUUCUAGCUACUUUUAAUAAAAUGAAAAAACUGACCACAGACCACAAGCUUAUUGCCAGGGCCCUGAAGAAUUCUUCUGUAGUAGAGAUAAAUCUAGAGGGUACAAAAAUUCGACGACUGCAUCCCAUUGGCGAGAAACCACAAGAUGUUGAUGCUCGUACUGUAUAUGCGGAGCUGCUUCCUAAAAAUGUUACACACAGCUGGAUAGAGCGGGUAUUUGGUAAAUGUGGCACAGUGGUCUAUAUAAGCGUCCCUCGGUAUAAAACCACAGGAGACACCAAAGGAUUUGCAUUCAUUGAGUUUGAGACACAAGAACAAGCUGCCAAGGCAAUUGAGCUUCUAAACAACCCACCUGAGGAAGCACCGAGGAAAGCUGGCAUUUUUCCGAGAACUGUGAAAAGCAAACCUAUUCCAGAGCUAAAGGCCCCAGAGCCGCAGGAAUUAGAGGAAAAGAAAAAAAAGAAGAAGAAAAAGUCCAAGAGCAAAAAGGAGAGUGAUGAAACAGCAGAGGACGAAAAUAAUGACCAGAACAUCAUGGAAAUCUCAACAAAGGAGGCAACAAAAUCCAAGAGGCACCGCAGUGUUUCUGAAAGCUCCGUGACGGAUACAUCCGAGUCUAACAAACAGGCCUUUAAGAAGGAGACGCGGAAACGGGACAGAGCAGAGAGCUCCGAUCAUUCAGAAGAAGGCAGACCUUCCAAGAGAAAACACAGCAGUUCAGAGGAGCAGGACUCCUCCAAGUACAGGAAACUGCAAGAUAAGGAUGGUCUACAGUCAAAAUCAAAAGUGACACCUUCCGAGCUGAUAGAAUGUAGAGAGAUUUCGACUGAAGAAGAAAAGGACACAGGUGAUAAGAAGGAAAUGUCUGCUAGCAAAGUGAAGCGAAAACGAAAGAAGAAGCAUAGGGAGAGGCACAGAGUUGGAGAAGAGGUCAUCCCUUUAAGAGUCUUAUCCAAGCAAGAAUGGUUAGAUCUCAAGGCUGAGUAUUUGACCCUGCAAAGAGCUAGCAUGUCUGCCCUAAAAAAGUCGAUAAGGGGAAGAAAUAAUGAUUCGAUGGAGGUUGAAGAAGCAAAACAGAACUCAAGUGUGAAAGACGUUAAUAUGGUGAAGAACGAAACACUUGGACCGCAGUUUGUCUGUGGGGUUAUUGUGAAGAUCACCAGUUUGGAACCAUUUCCAAAUCGCCAGCAUGUUAAAGAUGCUUUGUCUGGGGUCUCUGAAGUGGCAUAUGUAGAUAUGCUGGAAGGAGAUACAGAGUGUCAUGUUCGUUUUAAAACCCCUGAAGGUGCCCAAGCAGUUCUUGAUUCCUGCCCAGAAGUGCAGAGAAAGCAUAACUGGAAAAUGCAGAUCCUUUCUGGAGAUGGUGAGCAGAGAUACUGGCAGAAGAUCUUGGUAGACAGACAAGCAAAAUUAAACAGACCUCGUGAAAAGAUACGUGGUACUCAAAAGCUGGUUGCCAAAGGUGAAAACAUGAGGCUUAUCAAAUCGCAGGAGGCAAGCAAGCACAUCCGAUUCCUUGAGGAGCCUUGAGUUACUGGAAUUAUACAUUUUAAUUUUUUUUUUUCACUUUUUGUUUAACCCUACAUUUGUAAACUGUACUAUACAUUUCCUUUAAAGAUUGAUAUUCUAUAUUGGAUGCUCUAAUACAGUUGUCACAACUUUGUACAUCAGUGUUAGGAAGCCCAACAUAUGUUUUGCGUUAAGCUGAAUUGAAACAUUGUUUUUAUAAUAAAAUACAUAUUUAAAAUGUA
Bufo bufo (common toad) is the source of this 2103-nucleotide messenger RNA. RefSeq names its product La ribonucleoprotein 7, transcriptional regulator (gene LARP7). The record is from RefSeq and is a predicted model, not a curated record. Gene Ontology annotation, biological process: RNA processing. The transcript has 13 exons. Gene Ontology annotation, molecular function: mRNA binding. Bases 131 to 1882 code for a protein of 583 amino acids. Lineage: Eukaryota; Metazoa; Chordata; Amphibia; Anura; Bufonidae. Gene Ontology annotation, cellular component: nucleus.